Molecule: messenger RNA, 1255 nt
Organism: Papaver somniferum (opium poppy)
Lineage: Eukaryota; Viridiplantae; Streptophyta; Magnoliopsida; Ranunculales; Papaveraceae
Product: probable 6-phosphogluconolactonase 2
Exons: 4
Coding region: 216-1037 (273 amino acids)
Biological process (GO): pentose-phosphate shunt; carbohydrate metabolic process
Molecular function (GO): 6-phosphogluconolactonase activity
Source: RefSeq, a predicted model, not a curated record
GAGAAUUAUCAGCAGAAAAUCUAGUGACUCUAUUCUAGCUAGUAAAAAUGGAAUUCCAGAUUUAAUUCUGAUUUAUUUUAUUUAUUUAUUAGUUUGAACUUUGAAGAGUGAAAAGGAUUGUUGUUAAAUACAGUAACUCUUUCUGUUUUGUCACAAUCGUCGGGUGGAUGCACGUGGAAGGAUUUACUUUCCGGUAGCUAGGCCAAAUAAGAAGAAUGUCUCGUUCGGGUUGUCAUACUGAGAGAGGGGAAUUGAGGAUUUAUGAAAGUUCGGAUGAGGUUGCAACUGAAUUAGCGGAUUAUAUUGCUGAAUUGUCCGAGGUUUCAGUCAAGGAGAGAGGAUUCUUUGCCAUUGCAUUGUCUGGUGGUUCUCUCAUUAGCUUGAUGAGAAAACUCUGUGGAGCGCCUUAUAACAAGACCGUGGAUUGGACCAAAUGGUAUAUCUUUUGGGCAGACGAGCGUGUCGUGCCAAAAAAUCACGCGGACAGUAAUUACAAGUUGGCAAAGGAUUGUCUCUUGUCCAAGGUGCCCCUGAUUCCAAGCCAUGUAUACUCCAUCAAUGACUCAUUGUCUGCAGAGGAAGCUGCUAGCGAGUAUGAAUUCGUCCUACGUCAAUUGGUGAAGACCCGAACAGUUGGCGUUUCAGAGAUCAAUGAUUGCCCGAAGUUCGACCUGAUUCUUCUUGGGAUGGGACCUGAUGGACAUGUCGCAUCACUAUUCCCAAACCACAUGAUACUUGAAGAGGAAGAUGAAUGGGUCACAUACAUCACCGACUCUCCCGAGCCUCCACCCGAAAGGUUAACUUUUACUUUGCCAGUCAUCAACUCAGCAUCCAACGUCGCAGUUGUUGUGACAGGCAUCGGCAAGGCGGAAACUCUACACUUAGUAAUUGAUGAUGUGGGACCAGAUUGUUCAGUGCUACCUGCUCGAAUGGUUAACCCAGGUAACGGGAACUUGGUGUGGUUUUUGGACAAAUUAGCAGCAUCAGAACUCGAGGCCUUCAAGUGCACAGAGCAGGAAGGGAAAUCCAGAAAGUGAAUAUCAUGCUCAGAGAGAACCGGAAAGUUAAUCAUGCUCAGAGAUUCAGACUCAGUUAUGUAUGUAGGUGCCAGAACUCAAACCAUAUGGAACUCUUUUGUUCCAUUUUUUUCAUCCUUAAAUCGUUCUCAUUUUGCAAUUCAUUCUCCUUUUGCUCUCUAGUGUUCUGUGUCUGUGAAUUUCCUUUUUGUUGUUGUUAAUAAACAGCCUCACAAGUA